AUGAAAGAUAACAUUGAGCGCGUAGCAGCGGAUCAGUUGCCGUCGCAUCACCAAGCUCAACGGUGGGAUCUGUCAAAGCGGUUCCAGGAUUUAAUGGACGAUAUCCUACCCAAACUCGCGGUGGUUACGCACAAGGUCAAUACAUACACAGGGACAGACUAUUCUGGCAUUGAAGCUCUGAAGCGGGAGAUCAAGGACCAAGAGAAACUCGUGAAAACCCGCCGCGCCGCGAUCGAAGAAGCCAAGCAAGCCCUCGAUGUCGCUCUUUCUAAGCAGACAUCAGCGCAGAAAGAAGUCGUCGCACUGCUAGAACGCAAACACUCCUGGUCGGAUUCUGAUCUCGAGCGAUAUAUGUCACUGAUCAGAUCCGAACACAUCAACGAUCAGGCCGUACGAGAAGCCAAAGAUUCCAUUGCACAAGCCGAAAAUGCACUAGAAGAGGCGCGAUCCCGGCUGGAAAAGCGUGAACGUGCACAAUACCACGAGGAGCAGAUCUGGAGUGACACCAUCAGACGCAACAGUACAUGGGUGACCUUCGGCCUGAUGGGCCUCAACAUCUUCCUCUUGUUGGCGACAAUGAUAGUGAUUGAGCCUUGGAGGCGGCGUAGGAUGGUGCGCGAGAUCAGAGCCGCUUUGGAGGCCCAAAAGCCUGCUGUUGUGGAACCUUUGACAGCUGCAGCCACACCGAUCGUCGCGCAAGGGGCCGAGGAGGUGGUCGAGAAAUUGAGCGAAUCCGUCAUCAAGAGCCCAGCUUCCGUGGACACUAAUGACACCGCAUCUCCGGUCCAACAAGACCUAAAUGCCUCUUCCGAACAGCCAGCCAAGAUGACUGAAGCACCACCUGUGUUCACAACGCCUUCGCCUGAACCAGCCGAAGUUCCGGGCGUUCAGUCAACAACGCCCUUAAUCACAGAUGAAAAUAAAAUUCUGCUGGAGUCCAUUAGAAUCGAGAACGAGGUUCGAAGUAGGCCCGCAUCUACGCCGGAGUCAUGGCAAGACAAGAUCACAUACAUCGCCACAGAUAUUAUUAGCGAACGUACGAUCUCUAUGCGGAGGAUAGACUACACUGUCGCCAUCCUUCAGGGGGCUGCCGCUGGUGCCGUCAUAACUGCUGCCGUUGUUGCGAUGGUACUUAACAAGUAG
Molecule: messenger RNA, 1143 nt
Organism: Paraphaeosphaeria sporulosa
Lineage: Eukaryota; Fungi; Ascomycota; Dothideomycetes; Pleosporales; Didymosphaeriaceae
Exons: 2
Coding region: 1-1143 (380 amino acids)
Biological process (GO): inner mitochondrial membrane organization
Cellular component (GO): mitochondrial inner membrane
Source: RefSeq, a predicted model, not a curated record